CGCGAGGUAUUACAAACAAUUCACGUUCAUUACUUAUCAGUCAGAACUUUAGGUACACUGCAUCAAACGUUUUAAUUUAUGUUAAUCAAGGAAAUUAAAUAGUUAAUUUAUAGAGUUAUGGAGUUACAGAAGAAUGAAACUGAUAGACUUUUUGUUGAACCAGUAGUGCCUAAACCCAAAGUGAGUCUAGACACAAUCCUGUUCGAGGCGAUCGGCCAGUUCGGGCGGUAUCAGCUGCGGAUGGUAAUGUUGGCGGGAGUGUUGAGUGUCUUCAUCUCGUUCUCUGCUAUAGAAUAUGUGCUUACUACAGGGAGAAUCAACACCAGAUGCUUAAUUCCGGAGUGCGAGACCUCGGAAGCGGCCACAUUUUCCCCGCCGUGGAUCUUGAACGCUGUGCCAGAAAUCGACGGCACAUUCGACAGCUGCCACCGCUUCAAGCCCGCUGGUACCACUAUGAGGAACGACUCCUGCCCAGCUGAGUGGUUCAUCACAAACGUUACGAUUGACUGUUCUGAAUAUUUGUACGAGAAUAAUAAUACCAUUGUUUACGAUUUUGGUUUAGCGUGCGACGAAUGGCGCCGAUCACUCAUCGGUUCAGUGCACACUUUCGGCAAUCUCCUCGCCUUACCCAUCACGGGCUACAUCUCCGACCACUGGGGCCGCCGGUUCGCGCUCGUCAUCAACGUCGUCAACACCGCCUGGCUGGGCUGCGUGCGCUACUGGUGCAGUGGCUACUACGGAUUUCUGGUCACUGAGCUGUUCAAAUCCAUGUUUAGUGGUGGAAUCUUCUCUUGCACGCAUAUCUUAGUAAUGGAAUUAGUCGGUCCUAAACACCGGGUGGCAGCAGGUGCAGCUUUAAGUACUUGCCUUUCUUCGGGACAUUUCUUAUUAGGAGUCAUCGCGUGGGGUGUUCCUAAUUGGAAGAAUCUAAUCCUCAUACUUUACGUCCCUCAAUUGCUAUUCGUUUCAUACUAUUGGCUCAUGUCAGAAUCUGUGCGCUGGAAUAUGACCAAGGGAAGGUAUAAAGAGGUUGAAAGUUUCCUCAAAAAGGUAGCCCGAGUAAAUAAAAGGGAAUUAACUGAGAAAUUUCAGCAAGAAUUAAAAGAAACUGUAAAUACAGAAGAAAAACUAAAAGCACGCGAAGAAGAAUACAAAAAGAAGGAACCUUGGUUGAUCGUAGCAGUAUUCCAAAAUAAAGAGAUUUUAAAACGCUGCUGCAUUGCACCGAUAUGGUGGAUAGCUGUCACCUUGAUCUACUUCGGCAUGGCUAUCAACUCCGUCAACAUGUCCGGGAACCGAUACUUAAACUUGAUGCUGGUAGCUGCAUCAGAUAUACCAGGUUAUUGGGUGGCUGUGCUGCUAAUGGAUAGGAUUGGCAGAAAGCCUGUUCUCAUUGGCGCUUUUUGGACCUGCGCAGCCUGCCAACUGGUCUACAUAUUCCUACCUAAGUAUAUGUACGCCGCUUCCUUAUCAGUGUAUCUGACCGGCAAGUUCAGUAUCGCGAUAGUGAUGAUGUCGCUAUACAUCUAUACUGCAGAGAUCUUCCCGACCAAGCACAGGCACAGCUUGGUGGCUUUCGCCUCCAUGCUGGGCAGGAUCGGCGCCAUUGUAGCUCCGUUAACACCCGCACUUGGUGCAUCAAUUUGGCAUGACUUCCCUUCAGCGCUGUUCUGCGGGUUCGCGCUGACGGCCGGCGCGCUGGUGCUGCUUGCUCCGGAGACGCUGGGCACCAAGCUGCCAGACACCAUGGAGGAGGCGGCCUCGAUCGGCGUCAGGGACAACAAGUGAUCUGUGAUAACUAGAACUUAAACCAAGCUAACCUAAAAGAGUGAAUGAAAACUGAGAAAAGUUUUCAUGUAUUUGUUGAAGAAAAGAUAACUCGUCCGUAUUAUAACCAAGAGACCAAUAAAAUAUAUUUUUGGAUUAA
Messenger RNA from Maniola jurtina (meadow brown), 1927 nucleotides. RefSeq names its product organic cation transporter protein-like. The record is from RefSeq and is a predicted model, not a curated record. NCBI's taxonomy places the organism in Eukaryota, Metazoa, Arthropoda, Insecta, Lepidoptera, Nymphalidae. Gene Ontology annotation, molecular function: transmembrane transporter activity. Gene Ontology annotation, cellular component: membrane. Gene Ontology annotation, biological process: transmembrane transport. Bases 118 to 1788 code for a protein of 556 amino acids. The transcript is spliced from 6 exons.